UGUUCAUGGUAUAAUUUUUCUGUACUUCUGUGUCAUCCUCGUUAGUAGCUACGUUAAUAAAUGACGUGUUAAAAUUGUUCGAGACAUUUUUCUCGUAUAUCAUUAUGAAUAUAAAUGACAGUGAACCUAUCGAAUAUGAACCUUCGAUUAGGAAUGUGAUCGAGCAACGAUCUUUGCGAUGGAUAUUUGUCGGUGGCAAAGGUGGAGUUGGUAAAACGACCUGCAGUUGUUCGUUGGCUGUGCAAUUGUCGAAAGUCAGGGAAAAUGUACUUAUCAUUUCAACCGAUCCCGCGCACAAUAUUUCCGAUGCGUUUGAUCAAAAAUUUAGUAAAAUCCCGACGAAAGUAAAAGGUUUUGAUAAUCUCUUUGCUAUGGAAAUAGAUCCCAAUGUUGGUAUCACAGAAUUACCCGAGGAAUAUUUUGAGAAUGAAGCAGUUCUAGGAGGAGAAGCAAUGAGAUUAAGUAAAAGUAUAAUGCAAGAAAUUGUGGGGGCAUUUCCUGGAAUUGAUGAAGCAAUGAGUUAUGCAGAAGUUAUGAAGCUUGUUAAGGGAAUGAACUUUUCUGUUGUUGUCUUUGAUACUGCUCCAACUGGUCAUACUUUAAGACUACUAUCAUUUCCACAAGUAGUAGAAAAAGGAUUGGGAAAACUGAUGCGUUUAAAAAUGAAAAUUAGCCCUUUCAUUACACGGAUAAGUUCAUUAUUGGGCAUGACAGAUUUCAAUGUAGAUACAUUUUGCAAUAAAAUAGAGGAAAUGCUUAUUGUUAUUCGCCAAGUUAAUGAACAAUUUAGAAAUCCUGAUCAGACAACAUUUAUUUGCGUAUGCAUAGCAGAGUUCUUGUCACUUUAUGAAACAGAAAGGCUUGUACAGGAAUUAACAAAAUGUGGCAUUGAUACUCAUAAUAUUAUAGUGAAUCAAUUACUGUUUUUGAAAGAAGGGGAUGCACCUUGUAGACUCUGCUUUGCUAGGCAUAAAAUACAAGAUAAAUAUUUGGAACAGAUAAUGGAUCUUUAUGAAGAUUUUCACAUUACCCGACUUCCUUUAUUAGAAAGGGAAGUUCGCGGAGUUCAACAAGUCAAAGAAUUUUCUGAAAAUCUUGUGAAACCGUACAAACCUUAACGUCUAUACAUAUAAUUAACGUUUAAUAAGAAUGUAUAACUUUACUUCUAAUCAAAAAUUUUUUUAACUAAAAAGUCUUAUACAUUGCAAAAUUUAUAUAAAAGCGCACCUUACUUGCUGACGCGACUACAGGAGGAGGCAAUGAAUUCGAAAAUAAAUAUGGCCUGCUGCGUUGCCUUAACAAAUUAAUCA
Osmia bicornis bicornis is the source of this 1310-nucleotide messenger RNA. RefSeq names its product ATPase ASNA1 homolog. The record is from RefSeq and is a predicted model, not a curated record. Gene Ontology annotation, cellular component: GET complex. Gene Ontology annotation, biological process: post-translational protein targeting to endoplasmic reticulum membrane. NCBI's taxonomy places the organism in Eukaryota, Metazoa, Arthropoda, Insecta, Hymenoptera, Megachilidae. The transcript has 7 exons. Gene Ontology annotation, molecular function: ATP binding; ATP hydrolysis activity. Bases 105 to 1118 code for a protein of 337 amino acids.